Messenger RNA from Arabidopsis arenosa, 778 nucleotides. Lineage: Eukaryota; Viridiplantae; Streptophyta; Magnoliopsida; Brassicales; Brassicaceae. The record is from the annotation of a GenBank genome assembly.
ACCUCUCGUCCUCCGAUUUCUCUCCGUUCCGAGACCAAAAUCGCUUCUUCACCAUCGGCUUCUUCUCUCUCUUCUCGGCGGAUGUUCGCCGUGUUACCGGAAUCAGCCGGUUUGAGAAUCCGUCUUUCUCUUUCUCCGGCUUCGUUGACCUCGAUUCAUCAUCAUCCUAGGGUUUCUCGAUUACGAAGAGCUAUCGUCUGUGAAGCUCAGGAAACUACUACCGAUAUUCCAGUGGUCAAUGACUCAACAUGGGACUCUCUAGUUCUUAAGGCAGAUGGGCCUGUAUUGGUCGACUUUUGGGCACCAUGGUGUGGACCUUGCAAGAUGAUUGACCCGCUCGUGAAUGAUCUAGCACAACAGUACACCGGGAAGAUCAAGUUCUACAAACUAAACACUGAUGAAUCUCCUUCAACCCCAAGCAAGUACGGAGUUAGAAGCAUCCCAACGAUCAUGAUCUUUGUCAAUGGAGAGAAGAAGGAUACAAUCAUAGGUGCAGUGCCCAAAACCACACUCACAUCUAGCAUUGACAAGUUCUUGCAAUGAAAUUUCACUGUGAGUCUGUAAGAUCUCUAUCUUUCUCUCUCUCGCUCUCGUUCUCAUUAUCUCUGUAACUCAGCUUUCUUUAUAGCUUAUCUGUUUCUUCUACUGUAUCUUUCUUCAUCACUGAACAUCUAGACCUGGAUAAAUAAUAUGGUGUCAUGUCUUUAUGUGAUUUUUUACCGCUGGUUUGAAGAUGUUUUGAGAUGCGGAACUAAAGAAAUCAAAGAUCAAUCUUGGA